AUGGCUAAGCCAGGGCAACUGGUUUCUCUUCUCUACCCAUUCUUACUGCUAGCUGCAUUUUUUAUGCAGUGUCAUGGCAAUGACAGGAAGGUUCACAUUGUAUACAUGGGAAACCUUCCUCAAGGAGAUUUUGCUGCUCAAUCCACUCAUCAUUCCAUGCUCGAAAGUGUACUCGGAAGUACUUCGUCAGCCAAGGAGUCAUUAAUCUAUAGUUAUGGGAGGAGUUUCAAUGGAUUUGCAGCUAGAUUAUCUGAUGAAGAAGUGGAAAGACUCUCAGAAAUGGAUGGUGUCAUAUCAGUGAUACCAAAUCACAUAUUAAAGAUCCACACAACAAGGUCAUGGGACUUCAUGGGUUUCUCCAAAAGCAAACUUUCUGGUGCUCAACAAGGGAAUGUCAUUAUCGGUUUUCUUGACACAGGAGUAUGGCCAGAAUCUGAGAGCUUCAACGAUACAGGAAUGGGUCCCGCACCAUCCAAAUGGAAAGGAAUUUGCCAAGGAAAUGGCAACUUCACUUGUAACAACAAGAUUAUUGGAGCGAGGUACUACAACAGCGAGAAUUGGUAUUUUGAAACUGACUUCAAAUCUCCAAGAGAUUCUGAAGGUCAUGGAACGCAUACAGCUUCAACUGCAGCAGGUCGGAAGGUCGAAGGGGCAAGCUACUUUGGGUUGGCUGAAGGAGUAGCGAGAGGUGGAGUUCCAUUUGCAAGAAUUGCAGUCUACAAAGUUUGUUGGUCAUUUGGAUGUGCUACUGCAGAUAUUCUUGCAGCAUUUGAUGAUGCCAUAGCUGAUGGUGUUGACAUUUUAUCAGUAUCUCUCGGUGCUCCUUUGCCUUUCCCAUAUGUGGAAGACCCAAUUGCUAUUGGUUCCUUCCAUGCAAUGAGAUAUGGCAUACUAACAUCAAAUUCUGCUGGAAAUUCCGGUCCCGGUCCUUAUUCUGUCUCCAAUUUUGCUCCCUGGACUUUGACUGUUGCUGCUAGUACCAUCGAUAGGAAAUUUGUUGCACAAGUUGUUCUUGGCAAUGGACAAGUCUUUAAUGGGCUCUCCAUUAACAGUUUUGUGCUCGACGGGACAUAUCCAUUGAUUUGGGGAGGAGAUGCAGCAAAUUAUUCUGCAGGGGCUGAUCCUGACAUCGCAAGAUAUUGUUUCACUGGUGCCUUGAAUUCUUACAUUGUAUCAGGAAAGAUUGUUUUCUGCGAAACAAUUUGGGAUGGUUCUGGUAUUUUAUUGGCUAAUGGAGUGGGUGCUAUUAUGGCCGAUUCUGAAUAUAGCAAAGAUUUUGCCUUUAGUUAUGCUUUACCCGCAACAGUAAUCACCACAGAAGCUGGCCAACAAAUUUUGGAUUACAUCAAAUCCACAGAGUAUCCACUUGCAACUAUUUUGGUUAGUGAGACUUGGAAGGAUGUGAUGGCACCUUCUGUUGUAUCAUUCUCUUCCAGAGGACCCAACCCUAUCAGCCCUGAUAUUCUCAAGCCUGAUCUGACUGCCCCUGGUGUGGACAUUCUUGCUGCUUGGUCUCCUGUAUCACCACCAUCUAUCUCCUGGGGCGACAGUAGGAGUGUAAACUUCAACAUAAUUUCAGGAACUUCCAUGUCUUGCCCGCACGCUAGUGCUGCUGCUGCUUAUGUCAAGGCUGCUCAUCCUGAUUGGUCUCCUGCUGCCGUUAAAUCUGCCCUCAUGACAACAGCUAAUAUCAUGGACGCAAGAAAGCACCCAGACUUGGAAUUCGCUUACGGAUCUGGCCACAUCAAUCCAUUGGAAGCAACAGACCCUGGACUAGUUUAUGAUGCAACUGAAGCAGAUUACAUUAACUUCCUCUGCAAACAAGGUUAUAAUACUACAACUCUAAGACUAAUCACAGGCGAUAACAGUAGCGUUUGCAACAGCAUAAAGCCUGGAAGAGCUUGGGAUCUUAACUACCCAACUUUCGCACUUGCAAUUGAAGAUGGGCAACCAAUUCAGGGAGUGUUUACAAGAACAGUUACAAAUGUUGGCAAACCAAAUUCAACCUACAUUGUGAGCGUGUAUGUGCCACACUCUGUCAGUGUUACGGUAGAGCCAUCUGUCCUGUCAUUCUCUGCCAUUGGAGAGACCAAAACAUUUACAGUUAAGGUGUAUGGACCAAAGAUCUCCCAACAACCAAUCAGUUCAGGUGCAAUAAUAUGGAAAGACGGGACUUAUGUGGUCAGAAGUCCAUUGGUUGUAUACAAUAUACUUCCGGGAGCAACUUAUUCUUCUCCGCACUCCAUGACCAAGACUCAGAAAACACCCAAAUUUGAAGGUUCUUCAGUUUAUCACAAGAAUGGCAUUCUUAGAGGCAACUAA
This is a messenger RNA of Jatropha curcas, 2322 nucleotides long. RefSeq names its product cucumisin. The record is from RefSeq and is a predicted model, not a curated record. NCBI's taxonomy places the organism in Eukaryota, Viridiplantae, Streptophyta, Magnoliopsida, Malpighiales, Euphorbiaceae. Gene Ontology annotation, molecular function: serine-type endopeptidase activity. Gene Ontology annotation, biological process: proteolysis.